CGCUACCACCACCACCACCACCACCACCACUACUCCACACACACCCCACACUCAUCCCACUGACCCCAUGGCCCCCAUUCGCACCGCCGUGCUCGGCACAGGCCUGUCGGCGUUUGUGUUCCAGCUCCCCAUCCUGGCAGCACUGCCGGAGGAAUUCGAGAUUUAUGCGUGCUGGGAGCGCCGCGCGACGCCCCAGCAGUCCAAGGCGCGCGACGCGUAUCCCAGCAUCACCGUCUACACCCAGCUUGAUGAUUUGCUGGCCGACAAAAAGGUUGAUCUCGUUAUCGUCUCGUUACCGCCCGAGGUGCACUUUGACGCGGUGAAGAAGUCGCUCGAAGCGGGCAAACACGUCAUCUGCGAGAAGCCGUUUACAGCGACCGCCCAGGAGGCCCAGACCUUGUUCGACCUUGCCGACCGUAGCGGCAGGCUUCUCGCCGUCUACCAGAACCGCCGUUGGGACGGCGACUACCUGACCACUAAGGCGCUUGUCGAGAGCGGCCGGUUGGGUGACGUCGUCGAGUUCGAGUCGCACAUCGACCGCUACCGCCUGGCGCGCAAGGGCACGUGGAAGGACAUCCCUGGCCCCGGCAACGGCCUCGUCUACGAUCUCGGCACUCACCUCAUCGACCAGGCCGUGGCCCUGUUCGGCGCUCCCCAUUCGGUCACCGCGAAGAUCUUUAGCCAGCGCCAAUUGCCGCCUCUCGACGUCGAGGACUACUUCUCCAUCACGCUGCACUACCCCGCGGCGCCCGGCCGCCUGCCCCUGGAGGUGAUCCUCAAAUCAACGCACGUGUCGCUCGGCUACGAGCAGCGAUUCGUGGUUCGCGGAACGCGGGGCACUUUCUUAAAGACCGGCCAUGAUCUGCAGGAGGAUCAUCUGCGCGCCGGCGUCCAACCAGGCGAGAGCACCUUCGGCAUCGAGGCCGACGACUGGCGCGGCACUUUGUGGUCCGUCCCACACGACGCCCCACUCGCCCACCUGCCCCCGCUCACUGUCGAGCGCGUCCCCACGCUCCACGGCGACUACCGCCGCUUCUACCGGCACAUUGCUGACGUUGUUCGCUCGGGCGACUACAGUCAGUUGGUCGUCACGCACGAGCAGAAUCUCGUUGUGCUGCGGAUCAUCGAGGCGGCCUACAAGAGCUCGCAGUCGGCCUGCUCGGUCGUGCUGGCGUAGCGCUGCCGAGGCACGCGUAGACUUUUUGUUUGAGAUGAAUUUCAUGAGUUUUGAUUAGCUA
This is a messenger RNA of Schizosaccharomyces japonicus yFS275, 1238 nucleotides long. RefSeq names its product GFO/IDH/MocA family oxidoreductase. The coding region runs from base 68 to 1177 and encodes 369 amino acids. NCBI's taxonomy places the organism in Eukaryota, Fungi, Ascomycota, Schizosaccharomycetes, Schizosaccharomycetales, Schizosaccharomycetaceae. The record is from RefSeq and is a predicted model, not a curated record. The transcript has a single exon. Gene Ontology annotation, molecular function: nucleotide binding.